This is a messenger RNA of Lathyrus oleraceus (garden pea), 1797 nucleotides long. RefSeq lists its product as uncharacterized. The transcript is spliced from 4 exons. Lineage: Eukaryota; Viridiplantae; Streptophyta; Magnoliopsida; Fabales; Fabaceae. The coding region runs from base 1 to 1797 and encodes 598 amino acids. The record is from RefSeq and is a predicted model, not a curated record.
AUGUCCUUCACUGAGGAGAAGCUAAAUGUGAAGAACAAUUUGUUGCCCAAUCAUGGUGGUCCGACAGUUAACGCAGUUCUUGAAGAAGAGGAAACCGAAAUGGUCAGUUUAGUGGGUGACUUGAAGACUUUAUUAUCAGUUAUCUCAACAAAUUUGCAAAAGCAUGAGGUUUUGGUUGGUGUUCAUGACAAUUGUGGCAUAUGCAAGACUGAGUCAGAUAAGUGUGAAGAACUUAAGGUCCGUGUCCAAGAGUUGGUGAAUCAGGGGGUCUUAUCAUUUGCAAGAGCCAGAGUCGUGGAAGAGGUCUCUGUCAUUGAUCCAAUUGAGAUUGUGUACUACAAGAAGAAGAUUGAGGCUCCAACGAAGAAAAUACAACCCAUCAACAUUCGUGUUCCCGCUCUUUUUCCUUACCAACAUUCCAAGGCGGUGCCCUGGAAAUAUGAUGUAACUAUCUCUGUUGGUGGAAAAGAGAUCCAGUUUUCCGAGGCUGAAAUUGUCAACAUAGCAGAUAUUAUGUCCUUCUCUGAGGAGAAGCUAAAUGUGAAGAACAAUUCGUUGCCCAAUCAUGGUGGUCCGACAGUUAACACAGUUCUUGAAGAAGAGGAAACCGAAAUGGUCAGUUUAGUGGGUGACUUGAAGACUUUAUUAUCAGUUAUCUCAGCAAAUUUGCAAAAGCAUGAGGUUUUGGUUGGUGUUCAUGACAAUUGUGGCAUAUGCAAGACUGAGUCAGAUAAGUGUGAAGAACUUAAGGUCCGUGUCCAAGAAUUGAUGAAUCAGGGGGUCUUAUCAUUUGCAAGAGCCAGAGUCAUGGAAGAGGUCUCUGUCAUUGAUCCAAUUGAGAUUGUGUACUACAAGAAGAAGAUUGAGGCUCCAACGAAGAAAAUACAGCCCAUCAACAUUCGUGUUCCCGCUCUUUUUCCUUACCAACAUUCCAAGGCGGUGCCCUGGAAAUAUGAUGUAACUAUCUCUGUUGGUGGAAAAGAGAUCCAGUUUUCCGAGGCUGAAAUUGUCAACAUAGCAGAUACUUUAAUCUCUAGGGUCCUGGUUGAUACAUGCUCUUCACUCAAUGUGUUGCCAAAGAGCAAGUUGAGUCAAUUGCAAUUUGAAGGGCCAAAGAUAUGGGCUAGUGUAUUGAUUGUACGAGCUUUUGGUGGAUCAAGGAGGGAAGUCGUUAGAGAGGUGGAUUUGCCAAUCCUUGUGGGUACUCACCAAUUCACUGUUACCUUUCAAGUUAUGGACAUUUAUCCUGCUUACAUAUUCCUGUUGGGGAGGCCGUGGAUUCAUGUUGUUGGUGUAGUCACAUCUAUUUUACAUCAGAAAUUGAAGUUCACAGUUGGAGACAAGCAUAUGAUUGUCUGUGGUGAAGAGGAUUUUGUGAUCAUCAGAAGAGAAGUCAAGAUAGGGGCAUCCCUCGCCGAGCAUAUACAUAAUGAGUUGAUCAAGCUACUUCGUGAAUAUGUUGAUUUCUUCGCUUGGUCUUAUCAAGAUAUGCCUUGGCUAGAUACCAAAAUUGUUGAACAUCAGUUACCGCUCAAGCCUGAAUGUCCUCCGGUUAAACAGAAGCUUCGCAGAACCAGACCUGACAUGGCACUGAAGAUUCGAGAAGAGGUUAAAAAUAAGUUUGAUACGGGUUUCUUAGCUAUUGUUGAAUAUCCUCAGUGUGUUGCUAAUAUUGUUCUGGUUCCUAAGAAAGAUGGAAAGGUCAGAAUGUGUGUGGAUUACCGAGAUCUUAACAAAGGGAGUAUGAAGGAUGACUUUCCUUUGCCUCAUAUUGAUGUCCUGGUAGACAACACUUAA